Molecule: messenger RNA, 424 nt
Organism: Vanrija pseudolonga
Lineage: Eukaryota; Fungi; Basidiomycota; Tremellomycetes; Trichosporonales; Trichosporonaceae
Exons: 2
Coding region: 119-424 (101 amino acids)
Source: RefSeq, a predicted model, not a curated record
CGCAACCGGGCCAGCCGGCGUUCGGCAACAACCGGCAACGCGCAACUCACUCCAACAGACGACGACGCAUCCAUCGCAUACUCAACACUCCACAACUCACAACACACCUCCGCUCGCCAUGCCCGCCCCAGUGAUCAGAAGCAAGCAGAAACAGCUUGUGCGGCACCUCGUCGUCCUCGUCGCGCUCUUCGGGCUGGUCACGACGGCGCUCUACCUCCCCGCCCUCCGCAGUGGGGGCGACGUGCCCCGCAUCCUCCUCCCCGCGGUGCUGUGUGCGUGCUUCACGCCCGCGGCGGGGAAGAUCGUGUACGAGGAUUACUGGCCCCGGCUGCAGCAGAUGCGCGGAGGGGGAGGGGGAAGUGGGGACGAGGAGGACGAGGUGCCGCUUGUUGCCGAGUUGCCGAUGCACGCUGCCGAAGUGUAG